Messenger RNA from Cynoglossus semilaevis (tongue sole), 2113 nucleotides. RefSeq names its product gap junction protein, alpha 3 (gene gja3). Gene Ontology annotation, cellular component: connexin complex. Gene Ontology annotation, biological process: cell-cell signaling. Gene Ontology annotation, molecular function: gap junction channel activity. The record is from RefSeq and is a predicted model, not a curated record. Lineage: Eukaryota; Metazoa; Chordata; Actinopteri; Pleuronectiformes; Cynoglossidae. The transcript has 3 exons. The annotation marks the transcript as partial.
GCUCAAGAGCCCUCGACAGUCAUCGGCAAAGUCUGGCUCACGGUCCUCUUCAUCUUCAGGAUACUCGUGUUGGGGGCCGCCGCCGAGGAGGUGUGGGGCGACGAGCAGUCCGACUUCCCCUGCAACACCCAGCAGCCCGGCUGCGAGAACGUCUGCUACGACGAGGCCUUCCCCAUCUCCCACAUUCGCUUUUGGGUGCUGCAGAUUAUCUUUGUGUCCACGCCGACGCUCAUCUACCUGGGUCACGUCCUGCACAUAGUCCGCAUGGAGGAGAAGCGGAAAGAGAAGGAAGAGGAGACGCGUCAGGUCAACAAGUUCUCAGAGGACAAGGACCUUCUUUAUGGAAAUGGGGGCGAUGAAGCGUGAAGAGCGGGAGGCGGCGGCGGCAGGAAGGAGAAGCCGCCCAUCAGGGAUGAACACGGUAAAAUUCGCAUUCGAGGUGCCUUACUGCGAACCUAUGUGUUCAACAUUAUUUUCAAGACCCUGUUUGAAGUGGGCUUCAUCCUGGGCCAGUAUUUCCUCUAUGGCUUCCAGCUCAGGCCUCUGUACAAAUGUGCACGGUGGCCGUGCCCCAACACCGUUGACUGCUUCAUAUCUAGGCCCACAGAAAAGACCAUUUUUAUUAUAUUUAUGCUUGUGGUGGCUUGCGUGUCUCUUUUGCUGAAUUUGUUAGAGAUCUAUCACCUGGGAUGGAAGAAGUUAAAACAGGGCGUGACCAACGAGUUCACCCCCAACCAUGAGUCAGCGCUCUGUGUUGACGUGCCAGAGCCUGAGUGUUCCAGAACUGCCCCAUCCAGCCUGAGCUGCCCUGCAAACUGCACGGACGGUGCGGCAGGGAGCGGGAGGGGCGGCUUUUUACCAGCCAUGGCGGCGGCGGUUGUGCCUGCAGCGACAGGAGCUGAGUUUAAGAUGAACAACCUCCAGCAGGAGGAGUCGGUGUGCCAACCCUCUCCUCCUUCGCAUUUUUACAUCAGCCACAACAACUGCAGGCUGGCCACACAGCAGAACUGGGCCAACCUGGCCACCGAGCAGCAGACUCGGGAGAUAAAGGCCACGUCACCUUCCCCGGCCCCGUCUUCCUCCACCAACAAUGAGCAUCACCAGCAGCGGCCCGUGGACGCCGGGCUACACCUUUCCAGAAGCAACACCAACAUCACCGACACGAUGAGCACCGCUGCUCACAGCAGCAGAAGCGGCAGCAGCAGAAGAAACAGCCCCAUCAGGUGGGUCGGAGUCAAGAACGAGCAGGAAGAGCAGAAAGGCUACUUCACCUCCACCGCCACCACCACCACGGUGGAGCUGCACGACCCUCCGCCGGUGUUCAGCACGGACCCUCGGCGACUCAGCCGGGCCAGCAAGAACAGCGGCAGCACCAGGACCAAGCCCAGCGACCUGGCUGUCUGAAGAUCUUCAACCCUUCUCUUGUUCCCCUAGAACCCUCCCUGACCAACAGCCUUCACCACUCAACCACAUCCCCUGUCAAACAGUAAUGUAACGUGCCGAGAAACGUUAGGAAGGAAGCAAUAACUAAUGAUAGGAGGAACCAGUGGGAGGACCAGAGAUCAGAGAAGGAGAAGCUACAGUAUACUAAGGUCAAUGUGAAAUGACUGGAUCAGCAGUUCUUCGUUGGUUUAGAGCAGUCUGUGAGUUGAAGUCAAAGCAGGGUGUGUUUUAUUUUAUUAUUAUUAUUUAUCGGGUCGGUCUUAAUCACUACUCACAGAAUGUGAUGACCUGGAGUCAGACGGCUUCUCUCAAGGCAACGGACCGAACCAGGACCUUAUGGCUUCACUGUUCUUCACACCAAAUGGACCCACGGCAUCAUACUGGACUUGAGGAGGAAGACUCCACGCUGGUUCUCUGCUUCUUCUAGGUGUGACAAACAGGAUUAUGUCCAAACAGAACGGGGCAUUAGAAUUGUUGUACACUGUACUUUGUUCAUGUGUAGCCAGUUAUCCAGUGAUAAAUUGGUCUGGCCCAGUGCUGGGCCACAAAAAAACAAAGCUAUUGGUCCGAGCACCACAAUGGCAUUAACAGGUAACAAUUGUUUAGAUAUUGGCUACAGAAUGUAGGCUGAAAACAAACCAACACUGGUGCCUUUGUUGGGGGCAUAAAA